Molecule: messenger RNA, 996 nt
Organism: Bactrocera oleae (olive fruit fly)
Lineage: Eukaryota; Metazoa; Arthropoda; Insecta; Diptera; Tephritidae
Source: RefSeq, a predicted model, not a curated record
AUGGCACAAUCGGUGCGUAGUAUCGGUUAUCUGCAGAAGCCAGACAGAAAACUGAAACUAAAUUUGGUCCACAAUAUUGCCUUCCCCACAAGAGAGGAGUGAAAAAGGGACGAAGUAGACAGGAAUGAAGGAAUUAGCAUCUACACGGAUGGAUUCAAACUAUAUAAUCGAGUGGGAAGUGGUGUCUUUUGCGCAACAUUAGACACCAACAUCGCCUUCCGUUUACCAAACCACUGCAGUGUCUUCCAGGCGGAGAUCACAGCAAUUAAAGAAAGCCUUGUGGUAUUGACAAAAAGUGUGCUCACAACAAGGAGCACAUAUAUAUAUACGGAUAGCCAAGCGGCCUUGAAAUCACUCAAGUCUCCAAUGGUCUCAUCCAAGCUAGUGAAAGAAUGUCUUGACCUAUUAGAGGAUCUGACAUCCUACUUCACAAUAAACCUGCAAUGGGUUCCAGGACAUAGUGAUAUCCCUGGUAACUGCGACGCAGAUGAACUAGCUAGAACAGGCACUACUUUGGAACUAACCCCUGUAAAAGAGGGUAUGUUUUUGCUUAUGGCAACUUGCAAACACUUAAUCGGCGAACAUGCUAUAAAUACGGCAGAGUCUCGAUGGAGAAUAUCAAUAGCCUGCUCAACCAGCAGACUAGUGAAUGUCAGCAUUAAAUGUCAAUUGAGCACAUGUGAAUUCUUCAAAACCCAGGUAGAAUUCUUAGGCUUCGUCAUCAGCGACAAAGGCAUUAAAACAAAUUCGAACAAAGUUCUAGCCAUAGCCAAAAUAUCCUCAACCAAAGUCAUUAAAGAACUACGGGCGUUUCUCGACCUAGCCAGUUAUUAUUGGCGUUUCAAUAAAGACUUUGCUAAGAUGGCAAAACCACUUAGCUCACUUUUAGGAGGGGAAGAUGGACGUGUUUCCAAACGGGUAUCAGCAAAAGAAUUUGACAAACUGAAAUUUGCCCUAGUGUCCGAGAAAGUAAUACUACAUCGGGGUAUUGUAUAA